Messenger RNA from Odocoileus virginianus texanus, 1128 nucleotides. RefSeq names its product dnaJ homolog subfamily B member 3-like. The record is from RefSeq and is a predicted model, not a curated record. NCBI's taxonomy places the organism in Eukaryota, Metazoa, Chordata, Mammalia, Artiodactyla, Cervidae. Gene Ontology annotation, molecular function: Hsp70 protein binding.
UUCUGGGUUCGCCCCAUGAGACGCGGCAUCAUCACAAGGGGCGCCCACUCCGGGCAGCCUGGCCUGGUGGGCACUCGGGCCCGCGCCCCGGGGGCUGCCAGCCAGCACCUGUCCUUGGCCCGCGGGGCCGUUCCCGACCUUCCAAGAUGGUAGACUACUACGAGGUGCUGGGCGUGCCCCGCCAGGCCUCGUCAGAAGCCAUCAAGAAGGCGUACCGCAAACUGGCGCUCAAGUGGCACCCGGACAAAAACCCCGAGAACAAGGAGGAGGCGGAGAGGCGAUUCAAACAAGUGGCCCAGGCCUACGAAGUGUUGUCCGACGCCAAGAAAAGAGAUGUCUACGACCGCUACGGCGAGGCGGGAAUAGAGGGCGGCGGCUGUGGCCGCGCCGGCGGCGGUAGGCCAUUCGAGGACCCCUUUGAGUGCGUCUUCACCUUCCGGGACCCGGCCGACGUCUUCAGAGAGUUCUUUGGCGGCCGGGACCCGUUUUCGUUCGACUUCUUCGGAGACCCGCUGGAGAACUUUUUGGGGGGUCGGAGGAGAUCCCGGGGAAGCCGAAGCAGGGGGUCCACGUCACUCUUCUCCGCCUUCAGUGAAUUUCCAGCAUUUGGAGGUGGUUUUUCUCCUUUUGAUACGGGGUUUACCUCAUUUGAUUCCAUUGGGAAUGGGGGCCUCUCUUCCGUCUCCAUGUCCUGUGGUAGUAGGGGGACGGGCAACUUUAAAUCCAUGUCGACUUCCACCGAAAUCCUGAAUGGCAAAAUGAUCACCACCAAGAGAAUCGUGGAGAAUGGCCAAGAAAGAAUCGAAGUGGAAGAAGACGGGGAGCUGAAGUACCUGAUCAUAAAUGGCAAAGAGCAGUUGUUAAGCAGUGACCCCAAGUGAUCCUGGUCCACGUUGAACUUAAGAACACAGCUUGAGCAGUAGCAGGGUGUUCUCUUUUUUUUUUUUUUGAAGACUGCAGGCGAGCUCUACUUGCAAAACAACUGUACUCAAGAAUUUAUGAACAGUUUGUGCCAACGCCUAUUUGUUGCUACUGUUGGGCCACAGAAUAGGACCUUUGUUUUUCUUUAAAACUGUUGUAAAUAUCUGUAUGCACUUUGCUAUUUAUUAAACAUAACCCCAGGGCAGA